UUGCGAUGGUUUCCCUGACAGGCCAUGCAGAUGGGGCUUCUUUUCAGUAGAUGCCAGGAUGCAGGGCUGCUAAAUAACAGUACCUCUGGGAGAGUCCAUCACUCAGUUAGAACAGAGGACACCGUUAUCCAGUUCUCAUUUGGGCUAACUCAGCACAAGUUGUGAGGUUCAAGAGGUAUGACCUGUGACUCAAGUGAUUGGUGGUUACUGUGACAUCAGCCCAAAGGAUAACAGCUGUGACAAGUCAAAUAAUGAAAUUGAAUUAGGGGCGUCAAGAAAUCUACACAGGGUGAAAUAAGGGGAUGAGUCUGUAUUAAUAUCAGCAAAAAAACCAAAAGGAACACUGUCAACGCCAGAUUAUAAUGGAAGAAAAGAGAAGCUGUAAAGAAGAUCCCAGAAAAACUGUUUGGAAUGACAAUCUUGAAGUUGUGUGUGAUUGAUAAUUGCCUUCGAAGGAACUCGCCAUGAAGUGAACUUUAAAUAAAUGUCCCUUCUCUUUGCAUCAGUAUCAAGCAGGGAUACUUUAUAAGAACCUUAACAGAAUACACAGUUGGAGCAGGGGAAACAUUCUCAGCAAAUGUGAGCAGUGCAGGGAUUUUCUAAAAGACACAAAGUUUAGCAAAUGAAUCCUGCCAAACUCCAACGCAAUAGUACUUGAAGCCUUUUGCUAGGUCAUGGAGCCUGAGCCAAGCACUGCACGCCAGAAAAGUACAGGAAGGUCUGAUCAGAGUCCAGGCAGGAAAUCGAGCAGAGGUGAAGUUUCUCCCUCAAGUGUAAGAUCGACCAUUGCCUAUCAGCCAGGCCAGCUUCACCCUCAAGGAAGCCUCAGUGGUGACAUUGUCCCACCUCAAUCGUGUUUUCCAGGACCACUGCAGCUUCCCACAGAGCACGUUCACCAACAAGCCCCAAUGCCAGACCAGCCAAAGCACACCAGCGCUUAUUCCUACGAGCAGCCGCACCACACCUCGCCACAGCUCCUGCAACAGCCCAUGCCACCAGCAUUCAUGGCCCCGGUAAAACCCGAACUUGGUCUGGAGAGACGAUCCUGGCAGCUGUUUGACCCUAGGGGGCCCGUCGCCUCGGGGUCUUUCGUCCACACCGGGCUUCACUCACACGGACACCUUCUCCCCUCCCGUUCCGCCAUCAUUCCCAAAGAGGACCCUCAGCCUGUCCAACCUGGUUAUGGCCACCAUGCCCCUCAGGCUUCGUUAAAACAAGAGGAGGUGCCCAGAAAGGACAAAAAGCCUCAAAAGCCCGGAAAGUACAUUUGCCAAUUCUGCGGUCGACCUUGUGCAAAGCCCAGCGUGCUCCAAAAACACAUCAGGUCACAUACAGGGGAGCGUCCUUACCCUUGCCAUUCAUGUGGCUUCUCUUUCAAGACAAAAAGCAAUUUGUACAAACAUAGGAAAUCUCACGCCCAUAAACUCAAAGCAGGGCUGGUAUCGGGCACAAAAGGAGAGAUGUUUACAAGCACCUCCAGUUUGGAAAUGGAGAAGCUCAGCGGGGACGAACCUGAGGAGCAUACAGAAGGAGACGAAAGCACAGAUUCAGAAGACGAGACAUCUGGGAUGUCAGGUCACUCGCUCGACCUGCCAUCGAAACAUAAGCACAUUCCAGGCUCCAGUUCAUUUGGCACACAGGAAUUGAGUCCAAGGCAGGCAGCCUUCACGUUAGCUCAGCAAAGUGAAACACCAGCUCUCGAAGAAGGCUCACAGGUUUCAGAAUCCUCCCUUGACCUUUCUUUCAGCCACAAGCCAGAAGACUCGCACACUAUUAAGCAAAAACUAGCACUGCGGUUAAGUGAGAGGAGGAAGGCAUUAGCUGACGAGCAGUCCCAGACUUUCCUGAGCCCUGGGAGCAAAGGGAGCACAGAGUCAGGUUACUUCUCUCGUUCGGAAAGUGCGGAGCUGCAAAUCAGUCCUCCACAGACGAGUGCAAAGUCUUACGCUGAGAUUAUUCUCGGGAAGUAUGGUCGAUACGGUCAGAAAACAUCCAUGAUAGCAGCAAGUGCAACUCAGAGGACACAGCAGAUGGCCCUGGAAGACAAGCCUGGUGCACUUUCCUUUUCCGUGCCUAAAACCCAAAUGGAACAAAAUGUCAUAGAACACAUCACAAAGCUCAUCACCAUUAAUGAAGCAGUGGUGGACACCAGUCAAAUUGACAGCGUCAAGCCUCGUAGGACCUCUUUAUCCAGACGCGGUAGCAUUGAAUCUCCAAAGCCAAGUACCUCUAGAGAAUCCUUUCAGUUUGACCUAAAGUCACUGGGCUCCAGUAGCUUGGGCUCAGAUCCAAGCAGGCAUACAUUCUCAGCAGCACGCCACGCCCAUAGUGCCACCGAAACAGUGCCUCUGACGCGAAGCAACUCCAUGCCUUCUGCAAGUAGCACCAGUUUCCCGCCAGCAUUCAAGGGAAGCUACUCUUUUGAUGAUAGGAUGACGGACCUGGAGCAGGGCUUCAGUCACAGCCAUGGGCUAAUACCACAACACCGCAUGCUGAAGAGACAAAAAGCCAUUGAGUUGCCUUCGGGGAUGGAAUAUCAGACAGAGGAAGGUAGUUAUUCGGGGAAAGAGACACAGGUACUGCCAAGCAGGUCUGAAGAGCAAGAACCUGCCGAGACUGACCCCACCAAAAAAACCAAGAAAGGCCCACGGGUGAAAGGAUUGAUGUACGAAUGUGACAUCUGUGGGGCGCGGUACCGGAAAAGGAACAACUAUGAAACCCAUAAGAAAUAUUACUGCUCGGAACUGCACGCACCAAGAUCCCGGCCCUACCUGGCACAUGUUCCUAGAGAAACAGAACGUCGAGCUCUACCUCAUGAUAUGCAGCCACAGGUAGUGCAUUACAAGCUACGUCCAUCACUAGAGCUCACACCUGCGAGGAAGAGGAGGAAAGAGAAGAGUCUUGGAGAUGAUGAAGAAGCCCCGAGUGACUACAGCAGCAGAUCGACCUCCUCUUCUGUUGCAGUGCCAAGUGCGGCGUCCAGUUCUGGAGCCGGUCAGUCCUCGGUACCAGUGUCAUCUCAGACUGCCGGUGGACCAACAGUAAUGACCCUGCCUAUAGCCAAAAGUGAAUCUACGCAGGUGACAGAAGCAAGCCUGGACCCAGGAAUCAGGGCCAGGCCCACGUCAUCAGAAAGUUUAUCUCAGGCCCUGAGUUCCGACAGCAGUAGCAAAAGAACAACUGGAAAGGAAAUCUCUGUCAUCCAGCACACCAACGCGUUAAGCAGGCCCAGUUCUUUUGAAAAAUCAGAAUCUCUAGAACACCUAAGCAGUGUGAGUUCCCAAGAAAGCCUGCCAGUCGAGUAUCCCUCACAAACUGGGGAGGUUGAACCAACGAUAUCUUGGCAGCCAGUCUCUCAGCAUCCUCGCCAUCGGCCCCAUCAUCAUCACCAUCCCUUACAAGCCCGAUUAGUGCGCCAACGCAAAAUACAGGUCCCUGAAAUCCUUGUAACGGAGGAGCCGGAUAAAUCGGAGAAGGAAAAGGAAGCUGGCACAAAAGAGCCGGAAAAAGCACCCGAAGAAUUCCAGUGGCCACAGAGAAGUCAAACCCUCUCGCAGUUUCCAACAGAGAAGCUGCCACCGAAAAAGAAGAGAUUGCGAUUGGCUGAAAUGUCGCAGUCUUCGGGUGAAUCGAGCUUCGAGUCUGUCACACUGGCAAGGAGCCCAAGUCAAGAAAGUAGUAUCUCCCACGGUUCUAGUCACUCGGCGUCAUUUGAAAGGGAAGAGCAUUGCAAGCCCGAAGCCACCUCAUUAAAGGAACUCGCUGGGCAGCUGUCGGAGAUCCAUGCCAGGCCUCCAGGCUCUCACAUGCUGACUGUGCCCGCUCACUACCACCACCAACGUGAGAUGAGACGGUCCUCAUCGGAGCAGGCAUCGAGCGGGCAACAUCCUUCUGAAGCGUCAGAAGCGCGCAGCAAGUCUUUUGAUUAUGGCAGCCUGUCUUCUGAAUCAUCCUCGGCCUCUAAGCUGCCCUCUCCUUUGAAAGAGCGGAGAAGGUGUUUCCUGGUUCGCCAGACUUCACUGAGUGGAUACACCGAAUCGGAGCAAGAGGCCAAAUCCAGUUCAAAGCAAGAGAAGCAUGAGCAAGUACAUGCUCUCGGUAAAUCUUCUGUUCCUGGUCCAAGUUCUCAUUACCAUUCUCCCCCUCCUCCUCCGUCGCCUCAUUGCUGCCAGCCAAGUGUUUCACAACUGCAGUCUGAUACUGCCCAAGUGUUUUACACCCAGCCACCAACCGAGGCCUUCCAGGCAUUUCAGCAGCCAUUACCACAAGCAGUGCCACAACAGAAGCAAUACCUGCAACAGCAGCUCUCUCCUUUUCCAGGCCAGCAUCACCUGCAGCAGCAAGGGCAGAUAUCGUCACUGCUUUCAUCACCAGUGAUGCCAGAGGUGCUUUCAACUCCCAUUGCUCUGCCUCAUGUCCCAUAUCCUCUGUUUCCAUCGCCACAGAUGCCCAUUAGACAAACGCAACUCCAGGCUGCACAACCGCUUUAUCAGCAGCCUGUUGAGUCGCCAGUUCACCCUCCUUCGCUACCGCACGUGCAGCGGCCAGCUCCCACAUCCACUUCACAAGCUGCCUUCCUGCCAUUGCGCUCACAGCUUGCCUUUCAGUUGCAAGCAGAAGCUGGUGCUCAUUUCCGGGAGCAAAAGCCCCCGUCCCACCAGUCUCCCCCAAUCCGCGUUCCCUCUCGCUCGCCACCUUUCCAUUCACAGUCCGAAUACAGCUCAGCCAGCGCUGCCCUUUCUUCAGCCGUUUCAUCCCCAGGCACUGCAUCAUUGUCAGUAUCGCAGCCUUCCGUCAUUGAAUUUCCUGAGCCUCUCCGGCCUGUGGUAUCACUCGUGGUGCCCGUUAGGGUCCAGACCCACAUGCCCACCUACGGUAGUGUGAUGUACACGACUCUGUCACAAAUGUUAGUGACGCAGUCAGCAGAAAGCCCUUCCGCAGUGGUCAUCUGUAGAGUAGAAGACAGCAGACCCAAAGGCACCCUUGUAUGUACUGCAGCAAUGCACGGGAUAGGGCUCGACUUGGCACAAAUGAUUGCCGGCCACCACAGAGACUUCUUUCAAUCAUCAUACUUAAGAAUACCUUUACCCAUGACAGAAAGAAAGGGUUACAUACCACUCGCAUCACCAACAGAGGGCACAUGCGGAACAGAUAGUUAUCCAUCUACCAUUGGUGGUAGCAAACGAAUGUUGUCUCCAGCAGGGAGCUUAGAACUGACGAUGGAGACCCAGCAGCAGAAACGUGUGAAAGAGGAAGAGAUUGAAGAGGAAUCAGAAGAGAGCACUGAACCUGUUAAACACUUAAGUGCAAAGCACUCAAGGGCAGAGGAAACCACAAGACUGCAGAAACCUCAGCCGCCAAGACAACGUCCAGCUGAAUCAAAGGUCUCAUCUACUCCAACCUCCCAAGAGUGGGAUUCCAGUUCAAAGCAAACUUUGUCCCUCCUGCAGUCCUCCCUGCAGCCACCCGGGCCUUCAGAGAAGUACAAACUCUGGCCUGGACAUCAGUACAGAAGUAAACCGCUUUUAGGGCCAGUGAAGAAGGAAGAUUCCCAGGAGAUGGCCCGAGAGAGAGCUCCUCUGCACGUGCAAGAACUUCAGCAGCUCACCGCCAGCACUUUACCUGAGCCACCCAGCAGUCCCAGUCCUGCAAAACCCAGCACCCUUCUCCCAGAAGUUAGUGAUAUGCAACAGGUACUACACUUUCCGAGCCUUCACACAACCACUAAUGUCAGUUGGUGCUACCUUAAGUACACCAAGCCAAAUCCCGUGCAGCAAACUGACCCAAGAUCUUCCGUAUAUGCUGGUUGGUGCAUCAGCUUGUACAAUCCCAACCUACCUGGCAUGUCGACCAAGCUAAGCCUUGCACUUCUGAGAUCAAAACAGAAGACCAGCAAGGAAAUCUAUACCAUGGCUGCAGUUCCACGGCGAGAGACUGGAAAACUGGUCCCAUCAAGCACAAGAAAACUCAGAGUUAGUGAGAUUCAUAGUCCUUCCCUGCUUCCUGGUGAUGGGAGAAAAGAAGUCUGCAAAGUAGAAAAGGAGGAAGAAAGGAGGGAGAAGCAUGAAGAUGACACUUCAACACCCAAGAGAGUGGAGCCAACUAGAAUUAAGAUCUUUGAAGGAGGGUAUAAGUCCAACGAAGAUUAUGUUUAUGUACGAGGGCGGGGAAGGGGAAAGUAUGUGUGCGAGGAAUGUGGAAUUCGCUGCAAGAAACCCAGCAUGCUGAAGAAACACAUUCGCACACACACAGACCUCCGGCCAUACGUCUGCAACUAUUGUAACUUUGCCUUCAAAACAAAAGGGAACUUGACAAAGCACAUGAAGUCAAAGGCUCACAGUAAGAAGUGCCAGGAGAUGGGAGUGACUGUUGCAUUAAUGGAAGAUGCGGAAUCUGAAGAAGGAACUAGUGAAGAAAAGUUGAAGAAAGCAGAAGAAAGUGAGGGCACAGACCCAGCAGAAGAACAUCAGUUUUCGGAUGUAGAAGAAUCAGACGAUGAUGAUGACAAUGAUGAUGAUGAUGAAGAGGAGGAGGAAGAGGAACAAUUUGUGAAGUCUUCAGAGAUUGCAAGUACCAGUCAGCAAACAGCUGAGACUGCCUCAAUAUCAUUCAGAGGGGAAACUACAGUCACAUCAUUAGAGACCACCUCAAAGCAGGGGUCUAGUUUAGCCAGUCAGUAUUCGUUGACGAGUUACCCAGUGUCGUCAUCUCAACUUCAAGCCACACAGCCAAUGAAAUCCUCAGAGUCAGGUAGGGAUCCCGUGUGUCAUGGUGCCUCACAGACACAACUCGAAGGAAGCAUUUCAAUGCCAUCAUUAACAUCCACUGAGCAUUUUUUAAUGACUCAAGGAGAUCCUAUGAUGAAAAGGCACUAUGCACUAAGUGCAGAUAUUUCACCAUCAAGAGAUACAUCCCCUAGAAGGCCAUGGUCUCCAAAGAGAGAAGCAUCACCCAGUAGUCUUUUAUACCCAGGAGGGGACAUCCCAUCUGCAAAACACUCAUCGCCAGAGAGAGAGGCGUUGGUUCAAGAACACUUGUCUCCAAGGAAAGAGAUGUCGCCUCGGAGACAUUUUUCACCAGGAAGGGAAUUAUCAUCCAGGCGAUGCCUAUCACCAGGAAGAGGUAUGUCACCAAGGAGACGUUUGUCUCCAGGAAGAGAGGUGUCACCUAAAAGGUGCCUAUCACCUAGGAUAGAAGCAUCACCUGGGAGAGCUUCACCUAGAACGCACUUGUCACCAGAAAGAGAAGUAUCACCUGGGAGAACAUUGUCACCAGGUAUGAAAAUGUUGUCUUCAAGGUACCUGUCUCCAUCAAGAGAUGUCUCUCCAAGGAGACCAUUGUCACCAGUGCAAAAAGAAUCAUCUCUCAGACACUUGUCCCCAGUAAAAGACGAAUUGCCAAGUAGAUGCCUGACACCAAUUUGGCCAAGCGCCCUAGGCUCCUCUUUCCCUGCACAGCACAGUGGCUCAUCUUCAUUGGGUCUACCUCCAAGGAUAUCUAGCAAAGAGCUGGAGCAAUCUGAAUCUAAACUGAAGAUGUCUAGAACGGGAUACCACAGUAUACAUGAAGAGACAAGUACACAGUCCCAAGUCUUGCAUUUUUUUUCUUCAAGAAAUACUCAAACUGCACUGGAAGGACAAAGUUACAGUGGGCUGACUGGGACCACACAAGAUUACGUUUUCAGUCAUCUUCCUCUGCACUCGCAACAGCUGGUUAGGACACCCUACCCCAUGAUUCCAAUAGGUGGAAUUCAGAUGGUUCAGUCAAGGCCAGGUUGUCAUUCAGGCUUGGUGCCUUCUCCAAUAGCCUCUCUACCGUCAGGAUUUCCUGCAAAUCUAACUGCACCCUGUCCCUUUAGUGCAACUAAGACGGAGACCACAGUACAUUUAGAAGAAGAGGUUUCGCUGAGGCCUAAAUCAGCUGAAGCAACAACUUUAAAACCUUUGCCUUUAUUGCUACCUUCAGCUCCCACAGCCCCUGUUGUGACAGUACCUUCUCUUGCUAGAAGUAGUAAACCAAGUGUUACUUUACAGAGGACAGAGAUUGUUGAGUUAGAAGAAGAAGAAGCAUACAAACAGGAGGAAUACAGGGUACCAAUUUAUUCUGAACCCAGCACUAUCGCUGCUCUGAGCCACUCGGGGCAAGAUGCUGGUUCAACCAGACUGGACAGCCCCAGCACCAGCCACGAGCAUUCUCCAAAGCCUUCGACAAGUGGGGAAGGAACUUCAAAGGAUUUGAGCAAGAAGCAGUUUGGGUGUGCAGACACCUACUAUGAGUCAGCCCGCACUUUAGCCACCAAGCAACCUACACAUUUACAAGGAAGCAGCAGCAGUAGCUCAUCAGAGUCUUCAAGUCCUUCCCACUCUUUCCAAACCAGUGCUGGUAGGACUGCUUCAAGUGGACAAUGUCAUCUAGUUAGAACGCAAAGCGGAAGCAGCCCAGAGUUUAAGGGUGAAGGCUUUGUGCACCCUGAUACACAAAAGGACAAUGAGACAGGAAGUUCAUAGCAUCCACAGCCAUGCAGAUCUACCUUUGAAGAAAAGGCGAAGGGCAUUUGUCAACACUAGUUUUUCUUCAUCAUAUUCAUGAAUGUUGGUUGAACAAGACAUUCACAUAUAUAUAUUGUAAACAUGACCAAAAUCAUCAGAAAAUUCCUGUUUAAAAUUGUCCAAGUCCAGUAUUAUUUAAACGUACACAGUUACUUGUGCCUUUCUCUUUUAUUUUGUGGCUCCAAAUGUAUAGGAGAAGGGGGGGGGAGUAAAAAAUAUUGAGGCUGUGAAUAUUUUUAAGAGCAAUGUAAUCGAUUCAGAGUAGCUGUCUUUUUUCAUUUGAAAUUACAUUGGGUCGAAUGAAAUGAAACAAAAGGGAUUAAAACAUUGGUGUGAUGCACUGAAGACUUAUUUUUAUAUUGAUAAAAUGUAAACAGCUCCUGUGUACAGAAAUAAUUCUAUGAAGCGUAUUUAUUGUAUUCUGUAUUUAAUUGUUUAUAAAUGCCUACAUUUUCCCAGCA
Molecule: messenger RNA, 9010 nt
Organism: Carcharodon carcharias (great white shark)
Lineage: Eukaryota; Metazoa; Chordata; Chondrichthyes; Lamniformes; Lamnidae
Gene: hivep3b
Product: transcription factor HIVEP3
Exons: 9
Coding region: 675-8507 (2610 amino acids)
Biological process (GO): regulation of transcription by RNA polymerase II
Cellular component (GO): nucleus
Molecular function (GO): RNA polymerase II cis-regulatory region sequence-specific DNA binding; DNA-binding transcription factor activity, RNA polymerase II-specific
Source: RefSeq, a predicted model, not a curated record